This is a messenger RNA of Hevea brasiliensis (rubber tree), 736 nucleotides long. RefSeq lists its product as uncharacterized. Bases 59 to 619 code for a protein of 186 amino acids. Gene Ontology annotation, molecular function: acyltransferase activity, transferring groups other than amino-acyl groups. Lineage: Eukaryota; Viridiplantae; Streptophyta; Magnoliopsida; Malpighiales; Euphorbiaceae. The record is from RefSeq and is a predicted model, not a curated record. The transcript has a single exon.
ACAUUUUCUUGGGUGAAAACUCUACGAUUGAUAAUCUAAUUUUCUGGAAGCGUACAAAAUGGAACAAGAUUCUUCUGUAGCAGCAGACUUGCAAGAUGGGGUUGAUGAAUUCUCCAAUAUCUCUUUUCGUCCAUUGGAGGUCUCCGAUGUCGAUGAUUUCAUGGUCUGGGCUUCUGAUGAGAGAGUGACUCAUUUUUGUAGUUUUAAUCCUUACACUAGCAAAGAAGAUGGCAUAAACUAUAUCAAAAACACUGUUAUAUCCCACCCAUGGUUUAGGGCAAUAUGCCUUAACAACAGGCCUAUUGGUGCCAUUUCAGUGACAAAGAAUUCAGGUAAUGAUAUAUGCAGAGGUGAACUUGGCUAUGUUCUGGCUGGCCAAUACUGGGGCAAAGGAAUUGCAACAAGGGCAGUGAAAAUGGUGGCCAAAACCAUUUUUAGCGAAAGGCCAGAACUGGAGAGACUUGAAGCCUUAGUAGAUGUACAAAAUGUGGGCUCACAAAAGGUCCUAGAGAAGGCUGGCUUCACGAGAGAAGGUGUUCUAAGAAGGUAUUUUAUUCUGAAGGGAAGGUCUAGAGACGUGGUUAUGUAUAGUCUUCUUGCUACUGAUCCUGUAAUUUGAUUGUUAUUGUUUGUACGAAAUUUUUUCUAGAUUUCUUUUUCUAAGUGAAUGAGUGAAAGAUAUUGUGACAAAAUAUGCCAAUUUUGAAGUCGAAUACUAAACAUUUAUUUGCCUUAA